AUUUGGAGCUGCAUUGGCCCAGAUUUAAACUCGUCUUCAAUUUGUUCACAUCUACUAGAUUCAUCAAAUUCUUUGUAGAAUAAAUCGUUAAAAGCAGGAAAUGGAUUCCAAUGGAGUCAUCAAACAGCCAUUGACCGACUACAAAGAUAUAGUAUUUUUAAAUACAUUUAUAGAGCAGCUAUCUCCACAAAAGCUUGCAAUACAGCAAUCACAAAAGACGAAUGGAACCCAAAGCAUUUCAACAGCAAAUGCAUUCAGUCGGCCAGUUUCAGAUGAUGCAUGGAAUCAAGGUUUUAAUGGUGGAAACUUGGCUGAACGGGGUAAUCUGCAACAAGGAACUCUAUCACAACAUCAUCAUUCACAAGCUGAUAGAUCGAGUGCUUUAGUAAAGGAAUUUUACGCAUUUCAUAAACCAUUUACCCAUCAGCCACAUCCUAGACUGCUGAUUACUUCUGUGCAGAGUGCAGCACUGCUUUGUUGUGAUAUUGUAUCGUUGAAAUCUCCCUCGUCGCUGUCAUAUCUGACUGGAACACGACUUCAUUCCACUGCUAUUCCGUAUGCGCAAAACUAUGGAGGACAUCAGUACGGUAUGUAUGCUGGACAAUUAGGGGAUGGUCGGUGCGUUUCAAUCGGCGAGGUGAUGGACAAUCAUGGUGAGCGAUGGACACUACAGAUCAAAGGAUGCGGUACAACACAAUUUUCCCGCACUGGCGAUGGGCAUCUGUCACUGAGGGCAUGUCUACGUGAGUUUAUGGUCAGUGAAUACAUGGCUGCUAUUGGGAUCCCAACUACAAGAUGUCUGGCUGUUGUUUCUACUUCUCGUCUUUUACAGCCCGAAUCAGCGGGUAUUCUCACUCGCUUUGCGCCAACAUGGAUUCGAUUUGGUUCAUUUGAGCUCUUUCACUUCAGAAACGAUCACCAUAGAGUUCGUGAAUUGGCUGAUUAUUGUAUUCGCACGUAUUAUCCUGAAGCCGAAUCAGAUGCAGAAUCCAUCACAUCUGGUGCAUCGUCUCAUUCUAGCACUACACAAAACCCUGCUUCGCAAAUAAAGCGUUCCAGUCAAACUGCAGCACACAUAUUUAAUCCUCUUUCAAUUCCCUUGAACAAGUACGCUAUAUUUUUUCGGAUGGUGGUUAAACGAACAGCAGAGAUGGUUGCUCAUUGGCAAGCCAAUGGGUUUGUUCAUGGUAUGCUCAGUUCAAAUAAUCUUUCAAUUCUAGGGUUAACGCUCCACCACGGACCGGGAGGAUUUCUCGACUCUUACGAUCCUGAAUGGACACCAAACCAGUUUGAUACUGAGCGUCAAUACUGCUUAAAACAGCAGCCUAUAGCCGUGCAAUGGAAUCUUAUGCGCCUAGGGCGUGUCCUUUCUGACCUCAUUGGUGAAUCACACAUUUCUUCAACUUCCUCGGCACCCAUCUGUCUUCCCGCCGGAACCACACUUGAAGAAGCGUUGGACAACCCAUCCAAUGGUGAAAACAUUGCUCGAAAAAUCACUCAAGAAUUUGAAUCCUUUUUCAUUGAUUCAUUCACACAUCUCAUGUGUAAAAAACUCGGAUUGAUGGAUCCAAAACCCGCCGAUAUGGAUGAGCUCAUUACCCCACUUUUGGAUAUUAUGGCUGCUACAGGUGUGGAUUACACAUUAUUUUUCCGUGCCCUGUCUUAUUUUAAAUGUAAAGAUGCUGCGUUUUCUUUGCUAGUAGCGUAUGAGCCGUUUGGAAGGCAUCGGGAAGAUAUGCUGGAUGAAGCUGUACGCCUAUGGGCUUUGGUGUACCGAUCGAGACUCAUGAACGAGAUGGCGACAGAAAACCUCCCAUCUAGUGUUGAAACUGCCAUAGAUCGCGUCGAGGCUAUGGAUGCGUUCCGGAUGAACAAGAUGAAGCAUAUUAAUCCAAAAUACACUCUUCGUGGAUGGGUGUUGGAUGAGGUAGUUUCAAAAGCCGAGAUAGAGUGCAAAAUGGGUGCAGAUGGAUCUUUUAGUGAUCGAAAAAUACUUUCAAAUAGUGUGAUUACGCCUGGUGUAGAAGCAGAGCCUCAAAAAAAACUAGCGAAUGCAGAGUUGAAAUCACCCUACUCUUUACCUUUAACUUCUAAUCCACUUGCUCGGGAAAAUCAAGGUAAUUCAAUUAGCAAUGCUCCGACUAUUUUAAAGGAGUGUCAAGUUAAAGAAAUGCUUAUUUUUCGAGUCUAA
Batrachochytrium dendrobatidis JAM81 is the source of this 2191-nucleotide messenger RNA. RefSeq lists its product as uncharacterized. Gene Ontology annotation, molecular function: AMPylase activity. Gene Ontology annotation, biological process: protein adenylylation. Lineage: Eukaryota; Fungi; Chytridiomycota; Chytridiomycetes; Rhizophydiales. The transcript has 5 exons. The record is from RefSeq and is a predicted model, not a curated record. Gene Ontology annotation, cellular component: mitochondrion. The coding region runs from base 101 to 2191 and encodes 696 amino acids.